Mesocricetus auratus (golden hamster) is the source of this 1445-nucleotide messenger RNA. Its product is annotated as casein kinase II subunit alpha'-like. Gene Ontology annotation, molecular function: ATP binding; protein serine/threonine kinase activity. The record is from RefSeq and is a predicted model, not a curated record. Gene Ontology annotation, biological process: protein phosphorylation; regulation of chromosome separation. Bases 32 to 1084 code for a protein of 350 amino acids. Gene Ontology annotation, cellular component: protein kinase CK2 complex; cytosol; nucleus. The transcript has a single exon. Lineage: Eukaryota; Metazoa; Chordata; Mammalia; Rodentia; Cricetidae.
CGCCCCGCGGCGCCCCCCGGUCCCGCCCGCCAUGCCCGGCCCGGCCGCGGGCAGUCGGGCCCGGGUCUACGCCGAGGUGAACAGCCUGAGGAGCCGCGAGUACUGGGACUACGAAGCCCACGUCCCGAGCUGGGGUAAUCAAGAUGAUUACCAACUGGUUCGAAAACUUGGUCGGGGCAAGUAUAGUGAAGUAUUUGAGGCCAUUAACAUCACCAACAAUGAGAGGGUGGUUGUAAAAAUUCUGAAGCCAGUGAAGAAAAAGAAGAUAAAACGCGAGGUUAAGAUUCUGGAGAACCUUCGUGGUGGAACAAAUAUCAUAAAGCUGAUUGACACUGUAAAGGACCCUGUGUCAAAGACACCAGCUUUGGUAUUUGAAUAUAUCACUAAUACAGAUUUUAAGCAACUCUACCAGAUCCUGACUGACUUUGAUAUCCGGUUUUAUAUGUAUGAACUACUUAAAGCUCUGGAUUACUGCCACAGCAAGGGAAUCAUGCACAGGGAUGUGAAACCUCACAAUGUCAUGAUAGAUCACCAACAAAAAAAGCUCCGACUGAUUGAUUGGGGUCUGGCGGAGUUCUAUCAUCCUGCUCAGGAGUACAAUGUUCGAGUGGCCUCGAGGUACUUCAAGGGACCAGAGCUCCUUGUGGACUAUCAGAUGUAUGACUACAGCUUGGACAUGUGGAGCUUGGGCUGCAUGUUAGCGAGCAUGAUUUUCCGAAAGGAGCCAUUCUUCCAUGGGCAGGACAACUAUGACCAACUUGUUCGAAUUGCCAAGGUUCUGGGGACAGAUGAGCUGUACGGAUAUCUGAAGAAGUACCACAUAGACCUAGAUCCACACUUCAAUGAUAUCUUGGGACAACAUUCACGGAAGCGCUGGGAAAACUUUAUCCAUAGUGAAAACAGACACCUUGUCAGUCCUGAGGCCCUAGAUCUUCUUGACAAGCUCCUGCGGUACGACCAUCAACAGAGACUGACUGCCAAAGAGGCCAUGGAGCAUCCGUACUUCUACCCUGUGGUGAAGGAGCAGUCCCAGACUUGCACAGAGAACACCGUGCUUUCCAGUGGCCUCACCGCAGCACGAUGAAGCCUGGGGAAUCGACGGUAAUGCGGCACUGAUGCUUGCCAAUAAAACCAACCAAACAAACAAAAACUUGAAGGAAACUACAGUGUGAUAAACAGAAAUUCUAAUCAUUCCUUCUAAAGGCAAAGAAGAGUAAAGACCUAAAGCCUGUCAAAAGCAAGAAACUCCCCAGUACUAGUCUGCAGGGAGCUGCGCUGUACAGUGUGGCAGUGCACAUAGUUGAGGAUCUGAGGGGACUCUCCCUUUGGAAUGCAUGGGAGAUGAGAAGCUCGGAGUUGUUGUACACGUACCUGCGUUUAACAGGAUACCACUGUUGAAUUAAUCCGUUCGGUCAACAAGCUCUGAAUAUCUGACUUCCUAUCUA